Xiphias gladius (swordfish) is the source of this 1408-nucleotide messenger RNA. RefSeq lists its product as uncharacterized. Bases 442 to 1308 code for a protein of 288 amino acids. NCBI's taxonomy places the organism in Eukaryota, Metazoa, Chordata, Actinopteri, Istiophoriformes, Xiphiidae. The record is from RefSeq and is a predicted model, not a curated record. The transcript is spliced from 7 exons.
UAUCAGUUCGUAGUUGUACCAGCUCGGUGUCUCUCUUGACACCUGGUUGUUUGUUUUGCCGUUGGCCUUGACAAAGCAGCACUUAACUAAUGGCAUUACUGCAGUUGGUUCACUUUGAUACCAAAACAGAAACUUAGUCUUCUUAAAUUAGAAAGUCACUAAGGGACUAAAAACAACAGCCUUGAUUUAAGCUUGGUAACAGUGUUUUUGAGAGAUUCAUAUGUGCUCAGAUUUGAUAAAAGGAAAGAUGUGCUUCCAGGAAAAUCCCUGCCAGAGCCAGAGCCAAACAAGAUUCAACCCUGACAGCACAACUGAGACUCUCAUCACUAUUAACCACAACAUGCCGCAGCCAAGGACCCCAAGAUCUUUGAAAUGAGGAUACACAGUGGACGGGUUGACGCUCUCCUGCUGUAAUGGCCUACAUAAAGGUGAGGCUCUCAGAUGGAAGCAGAGUGUGAGCAGGUCCAUGGAGCUGAUGAGGAAGAAGAAGAGGAGGAGGAGGCAGGAGCUGGCGAAUCCAUGUUGUGGUCCCUCCAGGAGGCUCUGGAGAGGCAGACCCUGCAGAUUGGAGCGUCGGCCUGCGGGGCCACAGCGGUGGUGGACGUCCUGAAGGCCCUCGGCGUGGAUGUGGCCCCCGAGGAAGCCGAUCGCUGCGUCCAAACCCGCCUGAGGAGGAAUGACUCACCUUUGCCCGACUACCUGCUCUCCCGGAGUGUAGCCGGUGCGACUCACGCUCAGCUCAUCGCAGGCGCAGAGGAGGCCAGUAAAGGGGCGGUGAUGGGCCGCUUCUUCCACCUUCACCCCCGCCGGCAGGUGAAGCUGGUCCCCUGGCUCGCACGCUGGAUCCAAAAAGGGGCCGUUCCCGUGGCGACCAUGAACAUGCAGCUGGCCGUACCCGAGGGAGAGGAGGUGCCCGACGCCUGGCACCAUCAGCUUAUAUUUGGGGUUGCACCUGAUACUGUUUUCAUGACCAAUCCUUUAGAUGUAGUGAGCGAGGGAGAGGUGCACCAGCGUCUCUGCAGUGCGUCCGUGCUGCUGAUUCGUCGAGCAGACGUCCUGCAGCGAUUAACACCUGAUUCCUGUCUGUCCAGCCUCUCAGAGAGCCAGUCCGACCCACGGUGGAAAGCCCUGGAUGUUGAAGGUCAGGUGAGACAGAUGGCCCGAGAAGAGGAACAGGAACAAGAGCGAUCCCAGUUAACGCACAUCACGAUCCCUGCAGCGUACAGCUCAGGCAUCACGCUCUUCGCCCUGCAAGAGUCGGGGUUAGGACAAGAACUCCUCAACGCACCUGAACUCCCUUUGUUGUGACUGGAGUGGCACACAUGGACUCAAGAUUUAAAGCUUAAAGAUUUGUUUGUUGUGAUAUGAGAAAUAAAACUGAUUUUAUGACAUUUUAUUGAGCAGAAAA